GUUGUGCCCGCUGUGUUGGCACACACUCACGACGCCAUGGCGACCCUGGCAAAGCCGCAGCGCGCAAUCCAGCCGCUCCUUCAGGGCGCCCGAGGCUACCGGAAGCACCUCGGGCAGUACGGAGCAGGCGGCAGAAGCUCCGUGAAUGACAAGACCGUCGCGGUGUUCGGCGCGACGGGCUUCCUGGGACGUUUUGUGACGAACCAGCUGGGGAGGACGGGUACACGUUGCUUCAUCCCCAACCGCGGUUGCGAGAUGGACGUACGCCGGACUAAGGUUCAGUUCGACCUAGGUCAGGUGGUCUUCCCCUUCUACAGCUCUUCCGAUGAGCAGAGCAUGCGCGACGCCAUCGGGAACGCUGACACGGUGGUUAACCUCAUCGGCAAGCACUACGAGACCAAGCACCUGUGCUUCACGCGCAAGGAAGACGGCGCGAUCAACAGGGUUAACAGCAGCUUCAAGAAUGUGAACGUGGACGUGGCGGGCAUGCUCGCAAGGGCCGCCAAGGCGCAGGGGGUGAAGAACUUCGUGCACGUCAGCGCGUUGGCAGCGGACCCUGACUCGCCCUCGCGCUGGGCGCAGACCAAGUUCGCGGGGGAGUUGGCGGUGAAGGAGGCUUUCCCAGAGGCUACCAUCGUCCGACCGGCCAAGCUGUUCGGCAACAACGACCGCCUCCUCACUUGGAUCGCUCUCAUGGCCACUAGGAUGGGCCGCGUGCCGUUGGUCAACGACGGGGACAACCUGAUCCAGCCCAUCGACGCUCGUAACGUGGCACAGGUGCUGAUGGCGAUCAUCGAUAACCCGGAAAACCUGGACUACCGUGGCAAGCUGGUAGAGCUGGCCGGCCCGGGAGAGUUCUCGUGGCGGGAGGUGGCGGACCUGGUCCUCGACACGACGCACCGGGCGCGGGUGACGGACGUGGAGGAAAUGAGCAUGUUGUUCGCCAGGGGAUACGGGAUGCUACUAGAACAGCUCCCGAACCCCUUGUUCACGGAGGAUGAGGCCCUUGCGAUGAGCGUGGACGUCGUGCAGAAGCCCAACCCUGAUGCUCUGACGCUCGAGGACUUCAACAUCACGGACCCCUUCAAGAUGGAGGAGUGCGCCAUUUCGAUCGUGCGCCGAUUCCGCACGGUGCAGCACUUCGGAUUCGUCAAGGGAUACCACUGAUCUGACGGCUAGCUGUUGAUGAUGCCACGAGCGUGGCUGUGGGAUUUUCUGAUAGUUUUCUCCGCUCGAGCCCCGUCAUGCUUGCCGUGUCGUUUGAUUUUUUGUUGUCUGGAACAUAGGCGGCAGGGUAGAGUCGAUGGGCUGUUAGAGUGGUUUUAUUUGGUAGUCUUUUACUGGAAAAUUCCCCCGCAGAAGCGGGCCGGGUCGGCAAGCAAGACUUGGGGAAAAGGAAGAGGUAUCUCGCUUCUACCUGCACCUCGCUCAUCGUGUUGCUUUCUUUGUGGAUGGCGGUCUUGUACUGUGUGACGGACUGCUGUGCGCUCGAUCGGAGUGGGUGAUGGCGGUCAGGGAGUCUUGCCUGCUGCUUGCUUUAAGAUUCAAGGCGUUUGACCGCUGACGACAAGUGCAUCCCUUUCGAGGCGGGGGUGUUGGGGUGGCAGGGGGUGUCGUGAUGUAGACAUCGAAGGCGGCUCGGCAUGCAUGGACACAGAAAGCAUGGAAAACACGAUGAUAAUAGCAGAGCCUGCGAAUGAGACUGUCUCCGUAUGUGUGUUGCUUUGGCCUGUUUGGGUCCGAGAAACAUCCGAUUGCUUGGGAGUUGAUCUGGGGAAUAAACGGGUGCGAACGAGCGGCAACACCUGCCUCUUGUGGAGACUCACAUCCAGAAACAGAACUGCGUGCCGUAGGGACCAAAAAUGAUAUUUUUUCCUUUACGUGCGCAACGGAAAAGGGUCUGAUU
Molecule: messenger RNA, 1906 nt
Organism: Ectocarpus siliculosus
Lineage: Eukaryota; Phaeophyceae; Ectocarpales; Ectocarpaceae
Source: the annotation of a GenBank genome assembly